CGCAGCUGCAAUAACACGUCGACAUGGAGAAAAUAAACAGAAAAGUAGCACCGUCGUUGUUGACGCCAGAAGCAGUCGUCUGAAUGUCAGUCUAGCGCGACUUUACGUGCUGUUUAUCGACAAAAAGCACAUUUUAUUGAAAAUACGUCGAUUCGGGUGAAACUAAUGGUUGUGGCGACAUGGACAGUGACCUGAGUCCACAGGAUAAAAAAGACCUGGACAAGUUCAUUAAAUUCUUUGCUCUGAAGACUGUCCAGGUGAUAGUCCAAGCCCGCCUUGGAGAGAAGAUUUGCACUCGGUCCUCUUCCUCUCCCACUGGUUCUGAUUGGUUUAAUCUAGCCAUCAAGGACAUCCCAGAGGUGAGUCAUGAAGCGAAGAAGGCUCUGGCCGGCCAGCUCCCGGGCAUCGGGCGCUCCAUGUGUGUGGAGAUCUCCCUGAAGACGUCAGAGGGUGACUCGAUGGAAUUAGAGACUUGGUGCCUGGAGAUGAAUGAAAAGUGUGAUAAAGACAUAAAGGUGUCGUACACGGUCUACAACCGUCUGUCGGUCCUCCUGAAGUCUCUGAUGGCCAUCACCAGAGUGACACCUGCUUACAAACUCUCCAGGAAGCAGGGACAUGACUACGUCAUAUUAUACAGGAUCUACUUCGGGGAGGUCCAGCUGAGUGGAUUAGGAGAAGGUUUCCAGACGGUGCGCGUCGGGGUGGUGGGCACCCCCGUGGGGACGGUCACCCUCUCCUGCGCUUACCGCACCAACCUGGCCUUCAUGUCAAACAGGCAGUUUGACCGCUCGGCCCCCAUCAUGGGCAUCAUCGUGGACCACUUUGUGGACCCCCCCUGCAGCAGCCAGCGCCCCGCAGUCAUGGGGCAGCCCUGCAACUACAGGGCUCCCGAUGAGGAGGACGGGGGCGCCUUCGCAGGAGUUCAGGACUCCCAGGAGGUCUGCACCACCUCCUUCUCCACCUCCCCGCCCUCCCAGUGUGUCUGUACACUGAGCCCCUCCCCUUCUAAAAUGUCCAAGCCCCUCCCUCUGGACAGUCUGCAGCUGCCGUUGGCUCCUGGACUUGUCGCUCACAAUAUGUGCGCCUCCAGGUUAUCGUACCAGCCCAGUGCCGCCGAGGUCUAUCCCGCCGCGGCGAACGCCAACCAGCUGUUGCAUGCUGGGAAAGAAGGCGGAGUGGUGGUGGUUCCCUGUCAGCCUCAUGGCGUGGACGCCCACCUGACCGUGGAGCCGCCCCUCAACACCCCCGGCAGCAGCGGUGAUGACGAGGGUCUGUCGCGGAGCGGCGAAGAGCGAAGGGAGGAAGGGCGCAGCGUCUCCCCGUCCGACCCGGUGGAGUCUCUCAACGCCUUCACCCGGAAGGUUGGCGCUUUCGUAAACAAACCCAGCACACAGAUAACGGCGGCCAACCUGGACCUGCCGUUCGCCGCUUUCGCCGCUCGGGGGCUGGACUCGGAGGGGAGCGAUCCCAUGGUUCAGCCUCCGGAGUCCCCCCCCAGCCAGUCGCCCCUGCAGGCCAGCCUCCACUCGCAGGGCUCGGAGGGAUCCGGGCCGCAGGACGACUUUGUCAUGGUCGACUUUCGUCCGGCCUUCUCCAAGGACGACCUGCUGCCGAUGGACCUGGGCACGUUCUACAGAGAGUUCCAGAACCCGCCUCAGCUGACCAGCCUGUCGCUGCACAUCAGCUCCCAGUCCAUGGCCGACGACCUGGACUCGCUCCCGGAGAAGCUGCGCGUCUACGAGAAGAACAUCGACGAGUUCGAUGCGUUUGUGGACAUGCUGCAGUAGGAAGAACACUAGAAGAAGCCGGUUGGUCUCUAUUGAGGAGAACUCAGAGUAAAUCCUGCUUCUCCCCGUCUUCCCCCUCUGUAAAUACCCGUUCCACACGAACGUCUGAUAGUCGUAGACAGAGCACACUUCUGCUGGGGUGGGCUCCUCCUCCCAGCUGGUCUGGGACUCCGCCCCCUUCCUUCCACCUUAGCUUCCAGCCUCAGAGGACUCUUGGAGCUGGAGCUCCAACCUCCUGCAGCGGAAACACCAGCCUCCUGCUGAUCUGGUGACUCUCAUGGCUGUCGAAAAGCUUUAAGUUAAUGUGUUGGUGUCUAAAUAAAGCAUGGCUGCUCCCGCUCA
This is a messenger RNA of Oryzias melastigma (Indian medaka), 2129 nucleotides long. RefSeq names its product ATG13 autophagy related 13 homolog (S. cerevisiae) (gene atg13). Gene Ontology annotation, biological process: piecemeal microautophagy of the nucleus; mitophagy; protein localization to phagophore assembly site. Gene Ontology annotation, cellular component: Atg1/ULK1 kinase complex; phagophore assembly site; cytosol. The transcript has 18 exons. Bases 180 to 1787 code for a protein of 535 amino acids. The record is from RefSeq and is a predicted model, not a curated record. NCBI's taxonomy places the organism in Eukaryota, Metazoa, Chordata, Actinopteri, Beloniformes, Adrianichthyidae.